CGGAAGUGGAUAUGUUUACCGGUUGCUACAAACGGGUGUGCUUUAAAAGAUUUAACAUUAGCUCUAAAUAAGGUUUUUAUCGAUGUACUUGAACACAGUAGUGACUAAAGGUAUUUUGUAAAGUCAGCGGGUGACUAUGAGCAGGCUGACGAACAGUUUGACCUUUAAAUAGAAAUGGAGAAGAAUGAAGAGCAGGUCCAAACAAACUGCAGUAAAACACUGCUUGUCCGUCAUUUAUCUGCUGAGCUCACCCAGGAGGAGAAAGAGGACCUCCUGAAGUAUUUCGGAGCUGAGUCGGUUCGGGUCUUCUCUAACACAGGUCCAUUGAAACAUGCAGCCUUUGCAACCUUUAAAAGUGAAAAGUCUGCAACAAAGGCUCUCAGCAGGCUCCAUCAGUUAGAGGUUCUUGAUUGCACACUUGUUGUGGAGUUUGCAAAAGGACAAGAUAGUGUGACAGUGCUGAAAGACCCACCAGUGUCAAAAAAUGGAAAAAAAUUGGAAACACAGCAGAAGAAACAAGAAACCAAACAGCCAAAUAUUCCUCUUAUAGAGACCGGCAUAGCUCCAAGCAUUGGGCUGAAUUAUCAAUCCAAUCCCACUCUGAAAUAUUUAUAUCCUCCUCCUUCUAAUGGCGUCCUGACAAAUAUAACACAUGCUCUCAUCAGUGUGCCAAAGUUUUAUGUUCAAGUUCUGCAUCUGAUGAACAAGAUGAAUUUACCAUGUCCGUUUGGCCCAGUCACUGCCAGACCCCCCAUGUAUGACUUCCUACCUCCAGCCCCACCCAUCCCCAUGCCUCCCCCAUUUCCUCCUGACUUCCCCCCACUACCUGAGGAGGAGAUGGAGGUGUCCAGUGAAGAAUCUGAGUAUGAGAGUGGAGACGAUGAGGACAAGGAGAGGAUUGUUCGUCUGAUGGGCCUGGUCAACCAAGCAUGCAAGAGACCCCUGAGACCAAAAACAACUUCAAAGAGAAAGAAACCCAAGAUCAAGGAUCUACUCUAUGCUCCCAAACCAGACUCUCAGAGUGCUCCGGUACUGCAGCCUUCUGAUGUGUUCGAGCAGCCCCUCCCCGCCGGGCCAAAGAAGAUUGAAUUCCACAUCUCAGUUCCUGAGGUGGCAGCAAUGGUGGAGGGAAGUGGGCAGGGUCAGCCUGAUGAGGAAGGCAAAGAUGGUGAUGGGAGAGGUCUUGGAGAGGAAGGGGUAGACGCUGAAGGUUUUGGGAAGCUUUAUCCCACUGCCCAAGCAUCACAACAAGAAGGGGAGCAAAGUGAUGACGAGCAUGAUCUGACCUCAAACAUCAUCUCUAGGAAGGAGCUGGAGAAAGGACGGCUUUCAAGAGACGAGAUAAAAAGGAUGUCUGUGUUCAAAAAUUAUGAACCUGGAGAGCCAACCUGCAGACUCUAUGUAAAGAAUAUAGCCAAACAAGUAGAGGAGAAGGACCUGAAGUAUAUCUAUGGGCGAUACAUCAACCCAUCCUCAGAGGAAGAGAGAAACAUGUUUGACAUUGUGUUAAUGAAGGAGGGCCGGAUGAAAGGGCAGGCCUUCGUAGGACUCCCCAGUGAGCAGAGUGCAGAGAAAGCCCUGCGGGAAACCAACGGCUACGUUCUGUUUGACAAACCCCUCGUCGUUCAAUUUGCCAGAUCUGCAAGACCAAAACAAGAGAACACAGACACAAAGAAAGGAGGGAAACCGCGAUAAACUCAACAGUUGAGAUGCAGAGGCUUGAUAUUGUGGCCCAGCAGAACCAUUUGUAUCCUUAAUGUGGAAUAUCCUUUUGGGAAAAAUAGAAAGAAUGGACGUUUAUUCCUAACAAUUGUUGUGCAAUUGGAUCCAAUCAAGCAAUCAAACUUUAAAGGGAUAUUGCUUUGUUUCUGUAACAUAUCACCUGUUAUCUGCUGUAAUAUUUAAUGUAGACAUCAUACAUCUUUAUUUUACUAUUUCUUUUUUGUUUUAC
Molecule: messenger RNA, 1951 nt
Organism: Cheilinus undulatus (humphead wrasse)
Lineage: Eukaryota; Metazoa; Chordata; Actinopteri; Labriformes; Labridae
Gene: rnpc3
Product: RNA-binding region (RNP1, RRM) containing 3
Exons: 16
Coding region: 175-1695 (506 amino acids)
Biological process (GO): mRNA splicing, via spliceosome
Cellular component (GO): U12-type spliceosomal complex
Molecular function (GO): protein binding; U12 snRNA binding; pre-mRNA intronic binding
Source: RefSeq, a predicted model, not a curated record